AAAACACACAAUUGUGAAUGCAUCAAUACAUCCCGUCCCGUCCACGGUUGCAAGAAGCAAAUUUCCAAACAAAAUCAAGUUUUUCGUGCGUGGAGGCUGCUGGAUUUGCGUCUGCGGUUGCAAUUCGACACCAGCCAACAUAUUAGGACGUGUUCGGUUGUCGUAGCGCGCAGUGAAAUACGUUCGAAAGUGCCAAUUGUCGGUUUCAUACGCGAAUAUUAGAAAAGUUUCGAUCGAAAUUGUGCGAAAGGAAAAGUGUCGUUGACAUUGAGAACGGAAAAAAAGUGUCCAGAGCAGCCGCCAAAGGCGUCUUAGGAUUUCUCCAGCGGCGACAGCGGGUCGCGAGGCAACCAGUCGCCAGAUCUAUUGGAUUUUAGUAUAUUGUUUAGCCUUCAACAUAAGAACAGACAAAUAAUUAUAUGCCAAAAUGCCGUCCGGAGGACCAGUGUACCAGCCAACAACAGUUUCUUAUGAGAACCGACCGAGUGGUUUUCUAGCACAGACCGCAUCCGUCUCACCAAUGAAAGUAUUGAAACGACCACUCCCCCAAAUAGGACUUUUGAUAUUUGCACUACUGUCAAUAGCCGCGGGGAUUGCUAUGAUUGCGAACGGCGCGGCAGAUUAUGCUGAAACUGAGGAACAUAAAUUAGAACUAAGCGAGGAUGGUAACAACAUUCGAACGGCCGAGGAAGUAGAUAUUGGAGUAGUUGUGGGAGGUGUUUUCAUGACUAUUAUGGGAUUUUGUUUAUUAGGACUUUAUAUCAAAGUAGCAGAUUGGCGUCGAAAUUGUGUGUGCCCAUGCGUUAUCAGUAAGAAGCAAGGUCUCGCCCGGCAAUUGAAUGGUAAUGGGGCGGCUCAAAUAUUGGCUCUCAAUCCAUCAACAGAUCCAUUAGUGUCGCAUACACAGUAUGCUCCCGUAUCGGAACUUCCACAUCGCCAGGAUGAUGAGGAGCGUCGAAACUUGAUGCCCGACAAUAAGGAUUGUCUCAGCAGUGCCGAGGAAUCCGACCGAAUGCUUGAUCCCGAUCCAAGAAUUGUAUUACGUCCAACCGGUCAUGUUGAAGAUGUUUGAGAAGCUUAUGAACUGCAUGAAAUAACGAAGUUGAUUUAAACCGAUGACAUAUUUUAUGCAACAAAAACAUGAUUGAGAAGCUAUCAUAAUUCUAUAAAUAACGAUGAGAUUUAGGGUAGGUGGAGAAGGAUAGGCAGGGAAGAGAAUUCUGUUGGUGAUUUCGAUUUCAAUAACGAUUUAUUAGGAUUAGGACUUUUAGAAACGAUACAUUCACAUGGUUGACACUCACAGUUACUUCAAGUGUGUUUUUAUUCUACUAUAUUACGAUGUCUAUGCUAAGUUGAAAUGUCUGAUGCAGGAGAUUCUCCGUAGUAAUUUGUCACUGUCUUACUUUGCGAACUGUCCUCCUUAAAUUAUUACUACAUGUUUAAUUUUAAGGCAAGUUUCUUAACAAUAUUGUGAUUGCAUUUAUUAUUUUUAUCCUCUGCCGAUUUAUAUUUAUUGAGACUUGACGAAUCUUUUUUUCACCUUCCCAUGCUAUUGGUAAUCUUCAUUGCAGCAUUUUAAUAUCAAUGCCAUAACAAUAUUAUUGUGGGCUUAUUUCAUAUCAAUGUAAGUUUAGUUAAUAAUGCGCUUUCUUGUUGAUCUGAUCAAUUUGAAAUUCAAUGGCAAUUCAUAAAACCAUAAGCAGACUAAGACAAACUAGAAAAGUCAGAAAUUCAAGCUUUGCGGGCCAUAACCUUCGAAUGAUGAGUUCACAGUUUUCUGCGCUUUAUGCCAUUUGGGAUUAGUUUCUAUUGGAACAAUAGCUAGAUGAAAAAGAGUCGGAAAAAAGUGAUUGAUUAGAAAUGUGUUCAAGAAAUAGGAAAAUGCUAAUUAGGUAGGAUGAAUCAUUCCGGCUGCUACUGUGAAUGCUUGUGGCUUUGAGUUUUCUGUUAAAUGCAGAUGAUUGUCAAUGGAUACAUUAUGGUAAAACCCUUGCGUAUCAUUUAUGAUAUUAUGAAUUGUAAUAAAUUAAUUCGAAUAUUGUACUUAUACUUGAUGAAAACCGAACGGCAGAAUUGAAUUUUGCCUUUCACUCCCUAAUAUGUACAUAGAGUUACGUAUCUUAAUUUUUGGAAUUGUAAAAUUUCAAUCUAUCUCAAAUGCUAAAUUACCCCCGAUCAGUAUAUUAGAAGAGCAAAUAAAACAAUUGUAUUUAUAAUUGUACACCUAUAACCUAUGAAGACUGUAAAAAACUAUUAAUUUAAAAAUACAAGAAUCUUUUUGAUUUUUGCACUCGAUAAAAAUAAUAUAUUAUACACAAAAUCAUUCUUAAUAUAUUUCGUUCCAAAAUGAAAUUAUACUAAAUUAUUGUAAUUAAGACAAAAAGUAAAGCAAAAAGUAUUUUGGGAAAUCAGUCUACGAAACAAAGCAACCAUUGAAACGAUUAAAAACGGGCUUAAAGAAAAUAAAUAUGAUCUUGAAAAAUAUUUUUUUAAAGAUUGAACUAAACUAAAAUAGAAAUUGUAGCAAUUGAAAAGGUAUCUCUCUAGAAAUUAUCUUUAAGGAUUUAAAGCAACUUUAUCGGUUAUUGCUAGAAUAUGUAAUGACAUUAACAUAAGAUUUUGCAAGGCUACAGGUCGAGGUGAUCCAACUUUGUGAUUUCUUGCACAGUUGCUUUUAACAUAUACCGGUGGUUUGCGCUUACUACUCCCAAUAUCGUUUUUUUGAUUCUUUUAGAAAUGUAGAUAAGAUUAAUGCGAUUUUAUAGUAGAUAGAAUACUAUAAAAAUUGCGAAACUUUCUUCCAAUUACCCAUUUUAAUCAUCCGAUUCCCAUUUAUGUGAAUGCUCCACUGCUGUCCCGGAAAGUAAAUGAAUUAAUUCACCUCGACCUGUAGCUUGUUGGUUAGAUUGAAUUUUCAGGCAAAUAUCUUUUGAUUGGUUAUCUUGCAGAUAAUCGAUUCUUAAUGAUUUUUUUGUUUGUUUAAACUGAUAAAUAAUAUUAGGUUUCACGCACUGAAAAGUAUAUUUUUAGUAAUGAUUUACGCGUGUACUAUCUAUUUACUUACAUUCCACUCAUCUUCUAUCUUUGUAACUGUGCAUUAUAUACAUUUAGACGCAUGUAAAUUUGCAGAUUACAAAAUCAUACUUUUGUUUUUAUGUUUCUGAAACAUUUAAAAAAAUAUAUAAAUAUCCCCGUCCAA
Hermetia illucens (black soldier fly) is the source of this 3199-nucleotide messenger RNA. RefSeq lists its product as uncharacterized. Bases 428 to 1072 code for a protein of 214 amino acids. The record is from RefSeq and is a predicted model, not a curated record. Lineage: Eukaryota; Metazoa; Arthropoda; Insecta; Diptera; Stratiomyidae. The transcript is spliced from 4 exons.